AAAAAGAAAAAGAAAACUUAGGUUUUGCUUCUCAAAUCUCUCUACCCACAUUUUCUUUUACAAAAAUUGAAUCUUUUCUUCAAGCACGAACCCUCCUCUCAGCGCUACAUUGAAGAAGCAAAGAGGAGGCUAAAAAUAUCUAUUGUAUAAACAAGGUUUUGAUUCAUCCUGUGUAUUGGAGAAGUAAUAUUACAGUAUGCAGACCCAAAAGGCAAGAAAUGGAUCUCCAGAUGUUCCUAAGAAGGUGUCUCCUCGAGCUGCUCGGCCACUGAAGAUCACAGCGCUAGAGCCUGAAUCCUCGUCAUCUCCUGUCUCAGCCACUAACAGAACACCAAAGGAUAAAAGUUCAAAAGUUCUAGAUCGUAGGUCUCCACGAAGCCCUGUCUCUGAGAAGAAGAGACCGAGUAGAAUAACGGAGCUGGAGUUGCUAGUCUCGCAGCUUCAGGAGGAGCUGAAAAAGGCAAAAGAUCAAAUCUCAGUGUCUGAAACGUCAAAGAAGCAAGCAGAGCAAGAAGCAGAGGAGUCCAGGAAACAGCUGCAAGAAGUUUCCUCUAAGCUUGAGGAGAACCAGAAUCAGUUUUUGGAAAUUUCAGCAUUGGAAGAAGAAACCGAUAAAACCGGUUCUCUUGUUCAUCAAGGUGUAUCUCAGGAGUGUGAUUUUGAGUUUAGUGCUACUGCUGGUGAAAGAGCAGGAUUGGCUGCUGUUGCUCAUGAGAUUCGACAACUCAAGCUUCAGAUUGAGAUGGUGGCUUCUUCCGAAGCUGGUCAUGUGAAACAGGCUGAGUUGCAUAACUCGGAGGUUCAACUUUUGAGAGGAAACUUAAUGGACACGCUUUUCCACGUCGAGAAUUUCAGGAACCAACUCAAGGACUGUGAGGUAUCAGAAGCUGAAACCGAGGCUUUAGCCACUGAAACUCUUAGGCAAUUGGAGAAUGCGAAAAAGGCAGUAGAAGAACUGAAGUCAGAUGGCACAAAAGCAGUUGAGAGUUACAAGAAGAUGGCUGUGGAGCUUGAACAGUCAAAAUCAAGGAUGGUAUGGCUUGAAGCUCUUGUGAAUAAACUUCAGACCAAUCCAGCAGAUUUGGAAAACCAUGAAAUCCUGCUUAAAGACUAUGAAAGUUUGAAACGUGGGGAAUCAAAUGAGAUGGAUGAAGAAAUAUCUUCCUUAAGAUGUGAGGUAGAGCGACUGAGAGCGGCUGUAGAAGCUUCUGAUAAAAAAGACCAAGAAGGUAAUGUAGAGGCUUCUUCUCGUUUACGGAUACAAGCUGAACUCCAGUCUGAAUUAAAGAUUGCUAAAUCCGAGAUAGACGAGCUAAAGGCGAGGUUGAUGGACAAGGAAACAGAAUUACAGUUUAUUUCAGAGGAGAGAGAUAACCUAAGCCUGAAACUGAUAAAGAACCAGAAAGAAAUAGAUGUGGAAGCUGAGCUGAAGAAACUAAGGGAGGCGAUAGAGAAUUUAAAGGCGGAUUUGAUGGAUAAAGAGACAGAACUCCAGAUCGUUUCAGAUGAGAACGAGACAUUGAAGUCAGAUAUCCACAAGAGGGAGACAGAUGUUCAAGACGCGUUCAUGAAGCUAGGGAUUGCAAUGGAAGAGGCUGACAAGAGUAGCAAGAAAGCGGUUAGAGUCACCGAGCAACUAGAGGCUACUCAAGCUUCAAACUCAGAAAUGGAAACAGAACUCAGGAAGCUCAAAGUUCAAUCAAACCAAUGGAGAAAAGCUGCUGAAGCAGCUACUGCCAUGCUCUCUGCUGGAAACAACGGAAAAUUCGCUGAGAACUAUAACCAAACGAACUCUCCUUACUCUGAGGAUAUCGACGAUGAGCUGACAAAGAAGAAAAAUGGGAAUGUGCUCAAGAAGAUUGGAGUUUUGUGGAAGAAGCCUCAGAAAUAGUUGGAGAAUAACUAAUAUAAUUAGGUAAUCUCUUCUAAAGUUGAUAUAUUUUUAGUCAGUGUCUCUCUGAAUUAUCUUAAGAGACUGACUUUCGCUUUGCCCAUCCCGGUUUCUGCUUCUCAGGUACCGUCGACUUGGAGUUGGAUUAUAAGAGCAACGCAUUUGACUUCGGUAUUGAUGUGAAUUAGUAGUUUGAGAACAAUGUUCUGGAAAAUACAUGUUCUAAAGAUUU
This is a messenger RNA of Arabidopsis arenosa, 2123 nucleotides long. NCBI's taxonomy places the organism in Eukaryota, Viridiplantae, Streptophyta, Magnoliopsida, Brassicales, Brassicaceae. The record is from the annotation of a GenBank genome assembly.